Molecule: messenger RNA, 579 nt
Organism: Dibothriocephalus latus
Lineage: Eukaryota; Metazoa; Platyhelminthes; Cestoda; Diphyllobothriidea; Diphyllobothriidae
Source: the annotation of a GenBank genome assembly
GACCCUGAUCACGAGGAUAUCCGACCGAGUACUCUGACAAACAUGGCCAUCGACAUCGCCGAGGGCAUGGCUUAUCUGCACAACAAGCGCCUCAUACACCGAGAUAUCGCCUGCCGCAACUGUCUGGUCGGCCGCGAUCGGGUUGUCAAGAUUGGCGACUUUGGUCUGACCAGGGAGGCCAAGAGCAACAGUCCUGAUGGCUACUAUCGAUUUACACGAAACUGUGAACUGCCAAUUCGUUGGAUGUCUCCAGAGGCCGUUCAGUUCGGCAUUUUCAGUGUGAAGUCCGAUCUCUGGUCCUACGGCAUCGUCCUCUACGAAAUGAUCACUUUUGGUGUCUUCCCAUAUGAGGGUCUGUGUGACGUUGAGGUCGUGGAACGUGUCAAGCGGAUGGAGUUCAGCAUUACGGACUUUCUACCGAUUGCCGCCAAGGAUACACCUGUGUACGUUCUCUUCCGUUCCAUUCCUUCAAAGUUGACCUUCUUGUUCUUGCGCACAUUUACCUGGUCCAUCCAUUCCCUUCCCAACACCCCUCACUUUCUGUUGGAACUUCCUGUAAGCAAUGUUGUCUUACAGUAA